GCGACAUCAAGGCUUUGGAAGAGUGCACAGACCUCAAGCUCCUAAGUCUUAGAGGAGCUACAAUCAUGGGUGACAUCCGGGCGCUUGCGAACAUGAAGCUGCUGAAGAAGGUGGAUCUCCGUGGCACCCAAGUUUCUGGUGACGUCAAGGUCUUUGAGGGAUUGGCGGGCUUACGGGUUCUUUUAAUCAAACGCACACCAGUCUAUGGCGACAUCCAAGCCUUCCAAGCAUCAGUGCAGCUUUACCGUCUUGAACUCUCAGGCACACAAGUCUAUGGUGACAUUCGUGCCUUCGAGGCCACUCGCAGGUUACGGCGUCUGAGUCUCACGGCCACUCGAAUUUCAGGUAACAUCCAGGCCUUUGAGAAGACCAAGUUGUUGGAAGAUCUUAUAUUGAGCCUCACCGAGGUUGAAGGCGAUAUCAAAGCCUUUAAUACCACGCGGCGCUUACAACAGCUGCACUUGGCAUCCACAAAUGUGUGUGGAGAUAUCGUCGCCCUGCGGGGUGCCACGCUUCUCCGGGACAUCUUCCUUAGAUCAACCAAUGUGCAGGGCGACAUUGAGGCAUUUGUUUCCACAUCAAGCUUAGAGAAGUUGAUGCUUGGCGAAAGCAAGGUGUCUGGAAAUGUGGGUAUUCUCAAUUCGACUGCCUUCAGCAAACUGUGGAAACUAGAGUUGGACCACACAAAUGUGGUUGGAAAUGUUGUCUUUAUCGGCUCUCUCCCUGCGCUGCAAGUAGUGAAUCUUGCAGCGACGCGCGUUUGGGGCGACAUUGACGUUUUCGGCCGCAACAAGAGACUUGAAGCUGUUUAUUGUCAGAACAUGGACUUGAAGGGGGAUAUCCGAAGCUUUGAGCACCUUACGUUGCUGACUUACGUGGACAUGUCCUUCACCAAAGUAGCUGGAGAUGUCGCAGUCUUCGCAGGCAAGCAGUUUCUUCACACUUUGAAGCUUGCGUCGACCAGGGUCUUCGGUGACAUCGGAGAUUUGGUCUCGUGGGACAAUGUCUUCGAGGUUCUGGAGCUCUCCUCCACAUCAGUCGCUGGAAACGUCUGGGUGUUUCAACAUGCCUCUUAUCUCAAGGAGCUCUACCUUGCAGAUACCCAGGUGACCGGAAGUAUGGAUGGCAUUUUACAUUGGGAAAAGGUGCAAGUUAUUGACCUCUCGAAGACUUUGGUGGAAGGAAGAUUAACACGUCGCUGGCGUGGCUGCUGCAAGGAGUUGCGCACUCUGAGGCUUUCUGACCCGGGCUCAGGCAGCGGAGUUCAAUUCAUCCCUGCUGGUGAUGAUCGGGUGGAUUUGCUGCAGUUGCCGCAGUAUAUGCACCCGGACCAGGCAAUACUUCCUGCGUUGACAACGCUGGAGGUGUCAGGUUGCCAAUUACAGGGGCCAGCUUCCGAUCUGCUACUUCCGCUCGCAUUCUGCGAGCACUUGGGUAGCGUUCUGGCCGCAGAAUCCGGGCUGACCGGAGACCUUCCAACCACUGACCCGCUGAAGGCUUUCAGUGCGGGUGCUUACGGAAUCUAUAAUGACGUCCGUAGCCCUCUUUCAACUUCGCUGGAGGUCUUGGACUUGUCAGGGAACAACCUUAGUCGCAUUGCAGCCGUCCCACAGGCAAUGCACUCAAUAGGCUUGUCUUCGAACAAGCAGCCUCUCCAGCUGGCGGAGGGUGUGCUAACAAAAGCUUGCAAAUCAAAAGUGUUGAUUGACCUGAGGGGCACUUCUCUGGACGACGGUUCCUUGUACGAGAUACGCAAGUUGAUUGAAACAGGUGCGGUGAGUCUGACCAAGCAACAAGGAGCAUUUGUGCGCCCUUCGAAGGGCUACAAAUGCUUUGACCUCGACAGGAGCAGCACGACACUACAAGUGACGCCAUCCACAAUCAUGCCGCAUGAGUGGUGCACCUGUCUAAGAGGCUGGUCCGGUGUGGGGACCAACUGCACGGAAUGCCCUGAGAAUUUUUUCAGCCACAAGCCAAACUUGUCGAGCUGCACGCCCUGCCCGGCGCACACCAAAAGCUCCAAACGAUCCAAAGACGUACACGACUGCAAGUGUCAGGUCGGGUCCUUGCACAGGGUGAAAGGUGAGUGGCUGUGCGGAUGUCCUGAUGAUCAAGCUUUGCUGAACGACAACUGCGUGCCAUGUCCUGCCCGCCAUUUGAAUUGCUCCGGAUACUCCAGCAACGCGACCACCGCACAACCUCUCCCGGGCUACGCUCGUUUGGAACUUAAGGCUGAUGAAGCCUUCCAGUGCCUGGACAGAAAGCGUUGCCCUGGCGAUGGUAGGGCUGCCUCGGGCCUUGGCUGUGGAAGUGGCUACGACGGCCCACUGUGCACGGGCUGCCACGAGACAUUCUUCGCCGCAGGCAACUCUUGUCUCCCGUGCUCCAACAAAGACCAGCACAUACCCGCCCGGGUGAUCCAUGCCAUGGCCUGCGUCACCAUCGUGGCUUUGUUGUGGGCCGGCGUGGUGGCCGUCGCCUACUUCGUGUAUUCCUGGCGUCCCGGGCAGUGGCUAGAAGCGCAGUUGCAGACAUUGCGCCAGGCCGUGUUCGCUGAGGGAGUUGUUGGCUCCUUGCAGGAGAAGCUCCUCAAAAGCCAGGCGCCCAUCUUACUCCAGAUGUGCCAGCUUUGGGUCGUCUUGGCCGUGCUGGCCAGAAACAAAGAGGAGGACGGUCACGAGGCCUCUUCGAGCAGACUCUGGGAGCUGCCCUACAUGCAAACCUUGCAGUUUGCCAUCGGGAACUUGCAGGAGCUGCUCUACUUGCAAUGCUACCUUGGAGGGCCCCCUGUUCGGCUGGCCCUGGCCAUCCUCACGCCGGUGCUACCCCUCGCGCUGCUGCUAUGCAGCUCGGGCAUUGAGGUCUUCCGACGUGGAGCAGGAGUCAGCGCAGCGUUGAAGGUCCUGCCGAUUUUCUUCAUCGGAGGCGCGUCGAAGUGCUUCGCACUACGCAGCUGCCAGCUUUUUGAUGCAGGAGGCGAGCCACUCGAGAACUUCGCUUUCCUGAGGCAGCUGCCCGAUCUUCGUUGCGACCAAGAUGUGGCCUGGGCCGACUCUUCGCCGGUAUCCUCAGUUUUCUGGCCUUGCGCAAUAUGCUACGGCAUCCUGAUUCCCUGCUUCCUCUUCUACCUCUACUUUCGCCAGCACGUGCUUCUGCGCUACAGCCGGGUUCCCUUGCAACUCACGCAGGGCGGCAAGGAGCAGCACUUGGCGGUUGGUGUGCAGGACAGGAUGCUGGAGAGGCGCGUGGUGGCAGCUGCAGUGGCCUACAUUGCCAUGAUGCAGCAAGGCACCGUCAGAAUCCAACUCAGAAGCGGGAAGGGGAGACUUGGCGAACGUUAA
Messenger RNA from Symbiodinium necroappetens, 3341 nucleotides. NCBI's taxonomy places the organism in Eukaryota, Dinophyceae, Suessiales, Symbiodiniaceae. The record is from the annotation of a GenBank genome assembly.